This is a messenger RNA of Aphidius gifuensis, 3202 nucleotides long. Its product is annotated as RUN and FYVE domain-containing protein 2. The coding region runs from base 440 to 2197 and encodes 585 amino acids. Gene Ontology annotation, molecular function: metal ion binding. The transcript is spliced from 8 exons. Gene Ontology annotation, cellular component: cytoplasm. NCBI's taxonomy places the organism in Eukaryota, Metazoa, Arthropoda, Insecta, Hymenoptera, Braconidae. The record is from RefSeq and is a predicted model, not a curated record.
AUGUGCUGGUCAAAUGUCAAAUGCAUCUCUAUCGUUUUAACGUGAUAUAUAAAAUAAUUGUUAUUUACUCGUUGCUACCCUUGAAAUUGUACGAAAAAAAAUAAUUAUUUUUAUAAAUUAAUAUAAAAAAUUUACUGUGUCAUCAUCAAUGAAAAUACGAAUAUUUUCAUAAUAAUAUUUAACGUAUUCCAUUGUCUCUGGUGAUCACUGGAAUAAUAAAUUAAAAAUAAAUAAGAGUUAAUUUUUUCAACGCAAAAAAUUAUAAAUAACAAGUUAUCAAUCAUCGAGUGUAAGUUACAAAAAGAAAAUUAACAUCAAGUUGAAAUUAUUGAACAACAGUGUCAACUGAUCUGAUAGAAGUAGAUGAAAUAAUUUUGACAAGGUGCAAGAUUGUCAAUCUUAGUGAACUGAGACAAUUAAAAAUAAUUAAAUUGUUCCUAUGCGGCAGGAAGCCCAAGGAGUUUUAAAGCUUCGGCAAUCUGGUGAUAUUCAACCACAAACUGGAAUGAUGAUUGAACAAGAUAUGGCUGGUGCACAAGACACAAUUUAUUUGUGUAAUUUUCGUGUGUCUGUUGAUGGAGAAUGGCUAUGUUUAAAAGAACUUCAAGAUGUUGAAUAUUCAAUGCAAGAUUCAAUGCAAUCACCAACAUCACCACCUUUGGCCAUAAGUGGUAUAAAAAAUAAUCAACAUGAUUAUCAACAACAAACUGAAUUAUCAGAGUUUUGUGAUGUUAUUUCACAAAACUCAACAACAAUUCAUCACUUCUCCAGCUUGUCCCGUGAUCCAGUGAUAAUUGAAAGAAGCAAUCUUGUCAACAUCUCAAAACUUAUCGUAAAAGAGCUGAUUGAAACAUCUUUAAAGUAUGGGCGUAUGCUUGAUUCAGAUCAUAUGCCACUUCAACAUUUUUUUAUCGUUCUCGAGCACGUAUUAAGACAUGGUUUACGUCCCAAAAAGGGUCUUCUUGGUCCAAAAAAAGAACUUUGGGAUAUUCUUCAACUUGUAGAAAAACAUUGUGCUGAAGCACAAGAUAUAACAUCAAGUAUUCGUGAUCUUCCAACAGUGAGAACAGCACUUGGAAGAGGCAGAGCCUGGUUACGUAUGGCUUUGAUGCAAAAAAAAUUGGCUGAUUAUUUAAAAGUACUUAUUGAUCAUCGUGAUGAUCUACUAGCUGAAUAUUUUGAGCCAGAUGCAUUGAUGAUGAGUGAAGAAGCUAUUGUUAUUAUGGGACUACUGGUUGGCCUAAAUGUUAUAGAUUGCAAUUUUUGUGUCAAGGAAGAAGAUUUGGAUUGUCAACAAGGGGUUAUUGAUUUUUCAUUAUAUUUACGAAAUAGUAAUCAUAUACCUGGUGAUUCACCUGAUGAAGAAUUAGAAAAUGACAAUAUGACAACGGUGCUUGAUCAAAAAAAUUAUAUUGAAGAAUUAAAUCGACACUUGAAUGCAACAGUUGCAAAUCUUCAAGCUAAAGUAGAAUCAUUAACAACGACAAAUGCACUUAUGAAAGAAGAUUUAUCAAUAGCAAAAAAUAAUAAUUUAUUAUUACAAGAUGAAAAUGUACAACUUAAAAGAGAACUUGGAAUUGAUGUUAAAGAUACACUUGAGAGUGGUAAAGCACCACUUAAAAUAACCGAAACAACGACUGAAAUUGAAGAGCUCAGAUGUAGAGUAGAAUCAGAAAAAAAAUUACGACAUGAAGCAGAAAAAGAAUUGGCAUUACAGGUCAGCAUGAAAUCAGAGAUGGAAGUAGCUAUGAAACUUCUCGAAAAAGAUAUUCAUGAAAAACAAGAUACCAUUAUAUCACUGAGAAGACAAUUGGAGGAUAUUAAACUUAUCAACUUGGAAAUGUAUAAAAAAUUACAGGAAUGUGAGAUCGAGUUGACUCAAAAAGGUGAAAUGGUUAGUCGUCUUCAUGCUAAAACAAAUCAAAUUGGAAAACUUUUAAAUAAUCUUGAAAAGUAUAAUCAUUUGAUGAAAGACGGUGAUGGAAAAAGUCCAACAACACCAAGUAGCACUAAAAGUUUUAUAAGAAUGAGUCCAACAUCACCAAAAGGACCACCAUUAUUUGAAAAAUUUCCACCAUUACCAGAUAAAAUAUUAACAAAAGACGAACGAUUAAUGCGUAAUCAAAAUCUUGAACUAUCACAUGCAAAAUCAAAAGAUAAAAUUGCUGAUGAUUCACAAAAAUCAAUUGGCAAAUAAUUCAAAAAAUUAAUAAUAACAAAAGUCAAUUUAAUUUUUUGUAUAACAUGAUAGUCAUUUAUAAAAAAAAAAAAACCAAACAAACAAACAAAAAUUGUAACUUAAGUGUUAGAAUUUAUGCAAAUUAUCGUGAAUCAUUUUUUUCAAAAGUCAUUAAUUUCAGGAGUGUGAGAGUUCACUCAAGCACAAGACCGAACUGAUUGCCAAGCUGGAAGCUAAGACAUCAUCCAUGUCAGAGAGCAUCCAAAAAAUGGAUGAAAAGUAGGUUAUUUAUUUUAUUUUUUUUUUAAACAAAUAAUAUUAAUUUCAAUUAUAAAUCAAGCUUGGGCAUUAUUCAGUGUAUUUAUAUGAAUAUAAAUAUUUAUUCAAAAAAAUUAUACAAUAAUCAGCGAGACUGUUUUGAAAUUAUCAAUAAAUUAAAAAAUAUUCUAUUCACUACAUACUAUCAUGUACUAAAAAAAAACAUUACAAAAAAAAUCAUACAAUUUAAAUUAAAGUCUAGAGUUAUUAAGUAAUAUAUUUUACUGGGAUGAAAACGAGACUGUAAUUAAUAAUAUCACGCUAAACGUAAAAUUACUUUUAAAUCGUAUAAAAAGUGAGUAAAGUUUUCAAAUAUACUCAUCAAAAUAAUUUGUCAUAUAAUAAACUUUUAUCUUUAUAAUUGUUGUAAUGAGUUUUAGCUCAAUUAACGUGAUACGAUAUCACAGCACGAAAUGAAAAAAAUAUUUAUAUUGUUAUUUAUUAUUAUUAUUUUUUUUUUGUUAUUGCAAAUUGUUGUAAUUUUCAAACAUGCCUUCUUUUUUUUUUUUUUUUAAUAAAUGCGAUACAUAAUUUUAUUGUGGCUUUCCUAUUAAAAGCAAAUAAAAAAAAUAAAAAUAUACAUAUAACUUCAGUGCAAAUUAAUAUCACCCAUUAAUUACAAAAAAAAAUUUGAAGCCAGCAGGUGAACAUGAAUGUGAGCUUGUGAAUUUUAAUGUGAACAAUAAAUUGAUAAUAUAAAGUUUA